Halichondria panicea is the source of this 1291-nucleotide messenger RNA. RefSeq lists its product as uncharacterized. The transcript has 3 exons. The coding region runs from base 159 to 962 and encodes 267 amino acids. The record is from RefSeq and is a predicted model, not a curated record. Lineage: Eukaryota; Metazoa; Porifera; Demospongiae; Suberitida; Halichondriidae.
CUCUCCAGAUAGAGGUCUGGGAUUUAGGCAUGGUAGACUAUAAAUAUGAGUUUCUUUGUCAUGGAAGAGCAUGAACACUUUACAAUCUUGCAAACUACUUGUGAAGAAGUGAAAAAAACAGAAAGUUCUUCAAAAAAAUCAACACCCCAAAUCCCAUCAUGAAUGCCAACCUUAUGCUAUGCUUUGCUUUUUUUGUGCUGUCUGCACUAUGUGGAGCCAUUGCAGCACCGCUACCAAACACAGAAAGUGCAGGAGAGCUGAUCACAAACACAACUGAAAGCAUAGCUGAAAGCUACAACACCACGAGCCCCACCAAUUCAACGCCCACAACUGCUGCUGCUAUCGCUCAAUCUCAGCUCUCAGCCUCAGGGUUCAACUGCAGUGCACCUGGUGAAGGUCACGACUUUGCAGUGGCUGCUGGCUAUCUGCUUGAAGGAUUAUAUCUGCUCGAUGAUUACAGCAAAAUUGUGCAAAGAAGCUACAGAAAUUUCAUUGAUCAAGAGCACCAGUGCAGCACACCAGAGAUCACAAAAGCAUACGACAUUGAUAGCAGCAACAACAACAUUUGGAAUUCAUUGGCCGCGCUCCAGGGAUAUGCUGAUCUGGCCAGACUGGCUUCGCAAUCAGCCAAUCAGCUUCAAGACGAGCCACGAAAUCAAAUGCAAGGAGUUGAUGAUCUCAUCUCAGCUGUGCUUAGCGAUUACAAAACAGUGUUGGCCCAGCAGCAUUGUGAAUGUAAUCCCUCUGCCCCCUGUAACCGUGUGGUCCUAACCCCCUCUAUCAUACUACGCCCUGGGUGCAAACACUACCCCUACGUUGCACGAAACCUCUAUACAGAUGUCCUCAACGCCGAAAACAUAACAGAUGGACUAAACCUCCCAACAACGAACACGAUCACUACAAACCAGUGGGUUAACACUCGCCUAGGCAUCGAUUCCCCCGCUUACACUUACUUUCAGUAAUAAAGAGGAACAGAAAAAGACCCUCGCCAUUCUAUAUUAAACAAUUAGAGAAAGUUGAAAAUUAGACGAAUUUAACAAAUUAAACACACAGGUAAAUUCAAAAAUGGAAUAGUAGCAAAUAUUUAGGUUUUAAAAUUGAUCAAGCCAUCGAAAUCACUUGACUAUAUUAUAUAUUAGUCCGAAUGAACUACAAGAGUACAAUGAUGUAUGUUCAUGUUGUAUAGAUUUUUCUGUACUAUUCGUUGUGUUCUGUGAACAUAAUUAUUAUAAUAGACUACUUGGUUAUAUUUAUUUAUUUAUUUCCAUGUACAUGUACUUCACCACUUGGA